This is a messenger RNA of Beta vulgaris subsp. vulgaris (sugar beet), 1276 nucleotides long. Its product is annotated as WRKY transcription factor WRKY51. The record is from RefSeq and is a predicted model, not a curated record. The transcript is spliced from 2 exons. Gene Ontology annotation, biological process: regulation of DNA-templated transcription. Gene Ontology annotation, molecular function: DNA-binding transcription factor activity; sequence-specific DNA binding. Lineage: Eukaryota; Viridiplantae; Streptophyta; Magnoliopsida; Caryophyllales; Amaranthaceae. Bases 70 to 1152 code for a protein of 360 amino acids.
CUUCUUCUCUCAUUCUCUAUCUCUCUUUCUCUCUCUCUCUCGUUUACUCUUUUUCCAAGAAUUAAAUUAAUGGGAGGUUAUAGAUCGAAGAAAAUGGAAGAUGAAGUAGCCAUAGAAGAAGCUGCAUCAGCUGGAAUGAAAUCCAUGGAACAAUUGCUUCGACUUUUAUCAUCUUCAUCUUCUCAACCUCAACGUGAAGCUGAGUGUAGAGAAGUUACAGAAGCAACAGUUGGUAAGUUUAAGAAACUCAUCUCUGUUCUUAAUCGUACUGGUCAUGCUCGUUUUCGUCGUGCACCUAAUCUUUCUCUCUCCUCUGACUCGUCAAACUCAACUGAUUCACCUCCUCCUCCUUCUUCUUCAUUUCAACCACCAGUACAACCACAGCUUGCAAUUUCUCAACCAGAGAAACCAAUUCCUGUGAGAGUUGUUAGACAAUCUCACCAACCAGUUACUCUAGAUUUUACAAAACCUAACCCUAACCAGUGUACUUCUGUUUCUAAUUCGGCGUCGUUUAGUAUUUCAUCAUCGGCGAAUUCAUCGUCGUUUUUAUCUUCGAUUACUGGUGAAGGAAGUGUUUCUAAUGGAAAACAAUUUGGAAUUGGAUCUAUGUUUGUUCCUCCUCAUCCUCCUUCAUCUUCUUCUGGUUUCUCCGGAAAACCUCCGCUCUCUAAUUCUUCAUCUUCUCAUCAUAAUAAAAGUUGUCAUCAUCAUCAUCACCGACAUCAAGAAUAUUCCGAUGAUUUUUCCGGCAAACUUUCCGGCUCUACUCGCUGUCACUGCUCCUCCAAGCGUAAGAAAUUGAGAGUGAAGAAAACCAUCAGAGUUCCUGCUAUUAGCUCUAAAACUGCUGAUAUUCCUGCUGAUGAUUUUUCUUGGAGAAAAUACGGCCAAAAACCAAUCAAAGGAUCUCCUUACCCACGAGGAUAUUACAAGUGUAGCACAGUAAGAGGAUGUCCGGCGAGAAAGCAUGUAGAAAGAGCAACAGAUGAUCCAACGAUGUUAAUUGUAACUUAUGAAGGAGAACACCGACACUCACCUGUACCUGCAUCACACGAUAACAUUUCUCACCAUCUACCAGUGGUCCCCACUACUGCAUCACCGGCAUGGUUGGUCCCUUUGCAGUCUCACUCUAUUUUGACUUUGUCUGACUGACUGAGAUUAAAGAAGGUUUUAGGGGGGUAAAUUAGGAAUUUCUGUUCAACUGUAGUAAUUUAAUCAAUUUAAGACGGACUCCUUUUUUGUAUGUACUAUAAGUAUAAUAUUAUUAUUAUUAUCA